Hyla sarda is the source of this 2774-nucleotide messenger RNA. It is a transcript of the gene ANAPC2, whose product is annotated as anaphase promoting complex subunit 2. Lineage: Eukaryota; Metazoa; Chordata; Amphibia; Anura; Hylidae. Gene Ontology annotation, molecular function: ubiquitin protein ligase binding. Gene Ontology annotation, biological process: ubiquitin-dependent protein catabolic process. The record is from RefSeq and is a predicted model, not a curated record. Gene Ontology annotation, cellular component: anaphase-promoting complex.
AUGGAGAUGGCGGGCAGCCCUUCUGUGCUACGUCAUCACCCGCGGCCGAGCGCGAGUCAUCCGUGUGAGACGGCCGGGAGACAGCGGAACGGGAACAUGACACAGGCCGGCCUGGAGGAGCUGUCCGCCGCCUGGAACACACUGAGCAUCGGCCUGGUGCCCGCCUCCGCCCUCGGUCUGGCCGCCCCCCGGUCGGGUCUCGCGGAGUCUUACAGGGAAGGAGACUUGAAGGCGGCUCUGGAGGUUCUGCUGGACUAUGAUCUGCAGUUGGUUCUGGAGGAAUGGUUCACCGAGGUGCUGCAGAUGGAUUUACAGAGGAACAUUGCACCGGAAUUCUGGAACGGGAUAAACCAGCAGGAGAAUGCGGUGGAGGAGCAGCCGUGCACCGUCCUCUUACUGGACACCUUCCGCCUCCUCAUCUCUCGCCUUGACCCCUAUUUAAAUAGCCUGGACAUCCUGGGGAAGUGGGCGGACAUGGCUCUGCUGCCCGGAUCCAACUCCCAGACGUUACGAGAUAAAGUAUUCACCAUGAUCAAGGCCAUCCUCUUCUUCACCACCUCCAAGACCUUCCAGAACAUGAUCCUGCAGUUCUACAGUCGCACCUUUAAGAUCUAUAUGAGGCAGAAGAGGUCGACCGAAAGUACAAGCGACUGUGACAGCAACAUGGACGAGAAUGAUGUGGGGCGGAUAUCUGAGGACCGAGGGGACGAGGAGGGGGAGGAGUGUGCCGGAUGUGACAGCCCCAAAGAUCAGUGCUGGUGCCAGACCGUUAUGGAGCAAUUUCAUGAGCUCAACCGUAUAUUCCACAGGUUGAAUCUGCUGGAGAGAAUCUGCUCCGAGCCGGUCACCACCCUCCUGCACAAAAUGAUCGAGCAGAGGAUGGAGAAGAGAUGUCGGGGGGAUUACGAGAGAUCCUUCCUGAACGAGUUCCAGGAGUGGAUCGAGAAGGUCAUUGGCUGGCUCAGUAAAGUCUUCCUGCAGGACGGCUCUUCAUCCAAUCCAGAGGCGAGCAGCACCCUGAAGAGAUGGCGCUGCCAUGUCCAGCGCUUCUUUUACCGCCUCUAUGCAAGCAUGCGCAUCGACGAGCUCUUCUGCAUCAUCAGAGAUUUCCCCGAUUCCAAGCCGGCCAUAGAGGAUUUAAAGUUCUGCCUGGAGCGGACGAAUCAGAGGCAGCAGCUUCUGUCCUGUCUGAAGACCGCGCUGGAGACCCGGCUGCUGCACCCGGGAGUGAACACGUCUGACAUCAUCACUCUGUACAUUUCUGCCAUCAAAGCUCUGAGGGAAUUGGACCCGUCGAUGGUGAUUCUGGAGGUCGCCUGUGAGCCCAUCAGGAAGUAUUUGAGGACUCGGGAGGACACCGUCCGGCAGAUCGUGGCUGGUUUGACUGGUGAUGUUGAGGGCGAUUUGGCCAAUGAGCUCUCAAAAGCCGACCCAGUGGUCCUAGAGAACGGACAGGAGAGCGACGAUGACGUGUCUGAGCCCGAGGACUGGAUGCCGGACCCUGUGGAUGCUGAUCCUGGUAAAAGCGGCUCCAGGCGUCGCUCCUCGGACAUCAUCAGCCUCCUGGUCAGUAUUUAUGGCAGUAAAGAGCUGUUCAUCAAUGAGUACAGGACCCUGCUCGCCGACAGACUCCUCCACCAGCUCAUGUAUAGUUCUGAGAGGGAGAUCCGCAACGUGGAGCUGUUGAAGCUGCGAUUCGGAGAGGCUCAGAUGCAUUACUGCGAGGUCAUGUUGAAGGACAUGGCCGAUUCCCGAAGGAUCAAUUCCAACAUCCGUGAUGAAGAGGAAAAGCUCCCAGAGGAAGAGAAGCCGCCAUUCACCCUGGUGUCGGUCAUACUGUCCAGCGAGUUCUGGCCAGCGCUGAAGGAGGAGAAAUUAGAAUUGCCAGAACAGAUAAAAGAAGCUAUGGAUAUGUACACUAGAAGAUAUGAGAAACUAAAGGCAAUGCGGACACUGAACUGGAAGCCCCAUCUUGGUUUAGUAUCCUUUGAUGUGGAGCUGGCUGACCGCACCCUGUCCUUCUCUGUGUCUCCAGUACAUGCGGCAAUCAUCAUAAACUUCCAGAAUAAAAGUACCUGGACCUUAGAAGAGCUCAGCGAGGUGCUAAAGGUUCCAGUCAUAUCUCUGCGGAGGAAGAUGACCUUUUGGCUUCAGCAAGGAAUCCUGCGAGAAGAUCCUCCCGGGACCUUUACUGUCAUAGAGGAGGAGCAGAAGGAUCAGGCUGAGAAGGUGGUCUUAAUAGAUAGUGAUGAAGAAGGGGAUUCUGCUAUGGCUUCUCAAGCGGAUCAGAAAGAGGAAGAGCUUCAGCUCUUCUGGACGUACAUCCAGGCGAUGCUGACCAAUCUGGAGAGCCUGCCCCUGGAGCGGAUUCACAGCAUGCUGAAGAUGUUUGUGAUGACCGGACCAGUCGUGACCGAGAUCGAUAUCCAGGAGCUCCAGGGAUUUCUGCAGAAGAAGGUCAGCGACCACCAGCUGGUGUACUCUGGAGGGGUGUACAGGUUACCGAAGAACUCGAGCUAAAAAUAUCUAACCCCCUCCCCCUCCCCCAAUGUAUGUGGGGUCCCAGCUUCCUUCCCUGGUAGGCGCUGUAUACUGUGUAUACCGGUGUCUGCUCCACACUCGCUACCCAUAACUCUCAUCGGGAUGUUCUUAAUGUUGUACAGUAAUUGACUAUAUAUGUGACCCAGAGGGUGUAAUGUGUAUAUAUAUACCUGUUCAUUCUUCACACUAUUCACAUACGUAAGAGAAUAAAUUCUUUUGUUACUGUGGAAAAA